AUGGCUUCCUUUCUGCUGAAGGCAGAUGCGAACCCAAACUGUGCCGACUCCAACGGCCUCACACCGUUUCUAGCAGCGGUGCUGGGCGGUGCCAACAGUGACUUCUUGGAGAUGCUUGUAGCGGCCAAGGCCGACGUCAGUGUUCUGGACACCCGUGGCGUCGGGGCGCUUCACUGCGCGGCCUUAAGUGGCAACUUGCAGCUGAUGAAGUGGUUGACGAGCCACGCCGUCGAGUUGGACUUGCAGACAGAACACGGCACUACUGCUCUCAUGCUGGCCUCCAAACGUGGCCUGGCAGAGGGAGUGGCUCUGCUGCUGGCGGCCAAAGCCAACCCGAAUCUCUCAGACAAGGCCGGCUGCAGCGCGUUGAUGCAGGCCGUGGCUCGCCCAGAGGUGACGGGGCUCCUCCUGGAGGGCGGUGCUUCGGUGGACUUAGUCGAUUCGGCCGGGCGCAACGCGCUCUUCCACGCCGUCAUCGGCGGUGAGGCGCCGGCGGUCGAAGCGGUCCUGGCACGCGGAGGUCGCAUUAACAUUCUGGACGAGGAUGGGCGGUCACCGCUCUACCAGGCUUGUCUGAUGGGUGCCGCGACCCUUGCAAAGCUACUUCUGGCAGCGGGUGCAGAUUCGAACCUAGCGGGGCGCGCGUCUCCUGUACGUCCGGUCAGUGAGGAGGAAAACGAGGACAGCGCCGCCAGAGUCCUUCUUGACGAGUCGCGCACAUGCCUCCAGGUUUGCGCGAUGCUGGCCCACAACGAGCUGAUGCUGUGCUUGCUGGAGCACGGUGCGGACAUCAACGCAGCUCCUGGCAGUCUAGGCUGGAGCGCCCUGCACCUGUGCUCCGCAGUGAGCAACCAGGAAGGUGCCGAGCUGCUCCUGUCGCGGGGAGCCUCCGCCUUGCUCGAAGACGUCGAGGGAAACACUGCAAAGAGACUAGCGGAACGUGCAGGAAACGACCUGCUCGUGGAGCUGCUCUCAGAGGUGCAGCAGCUACCCGAAGGCGUUCCAUCCACUCCAGCACGGCGCAAGCAGAUGAUGAAGGGACAGCUGCCGCCAUUGACGAACAGUGCGGCAGAGACGGAGGCCCCCGAAGAUCAGGAGCUUCUCGAGGCGUUUCGAGAAGAGUGGGAGCCCCGCGAAGCGACGGACUCAUUGCUCGACUGCGUCUUCGGCCCCAUGGUUCACGAUGCCAUGCUCUGUGAACAGUGGCGUGACCGACUCGAGGCCCAUACCUAUGUCCACCAAAACUUUGCCCAGGUGAAAGCUGAUGCUACAGACUUGGUGCGAGCUGUGAGCGAGGCGACACGCAUUGCUGCCAAGGACAAGAUGCCCAAGGUGUUUCACGCGGCACUCGGCACCUUAGAAGAGCUCUUGUCCGAUGCGCGUAUUGAUGAUAUCGGCACAGAAGACUUUCCAAGAAUGCUGCACUUCGAGGUCUCGGCCGAGGACUCGGACCCUGAGAAUCUUGUGGCGGUUCUUUUGGACAAGACCGAUGUGGGUGGUGGUUCGAGCAAAGCUACCUCACCCCAGCAGGCAGCUGCCACGGCCCUGUGUUCCUGCGUGCUUCAUGGUCGCGUACCUUUGGACGAAGCGGCUUGGCCUUUGCUGUCUCGAAUCGCAGAGCGACUUCGAUCGAUCCAAGGGUCCAAGGACCGGUCAGAGCAGGCCAAAACGCCGAAGUGUCUGGCAGCCAACUUGAAGUUGCUGGGUCGCAUGCUGAACUCAUUUGGCUUGCAGCAAUCUGGCCUAUUUCGGCGUGCUAUCGUGCUACCUCUGCUGCUCCUCGCAUGCAGCACGGAGCACUCGAAAGUCCGGGCAGCAUCGGGCGACUGCCUGCUGCAGCUGCUGGCGCUAAGCGGAGGCAUGGAGGAGCGGUUGUGGAGCCUGCUUCCUUCCAAGGCCCGGAAGCGCAUCGAAAGCUUGGCUUCGGGCCACGAGGGCAUCGCACUCUCGUCAGCAGUGGCGUGCGACGAGGAUGCGGCGGCCAAGGAGGACAUUGUGGCAGAAGAUAGUCGUGCAGGUUCCUUCAUCUGUGCAUCCGAGCUGAACCAGCAGGUCUGGGUCAGUCUUCAGGCUGGCCAGGAAGUCGCCGAGACUGCCAGGCCGCCUGCGGCGCCGACCGACGGUUCCGAGCAAACCGGCGCUGAUGACGGAGCGGCAGAGGCCUUCAGUCAGUCUUUCUCAAGCAAGAACUGGCAGGAGCGGGCGGAGAGCAUCAGCAAGUUGGCUUCGGAGCUUCAAACAGCUGGCAGCGGUGUCAAGUGCCUGGCGGAUGCCGAGGGGGCUGGCGCCACAGGCCCACUUCUGUCUCAAUAUGUGCUGUCGGGGCUCAGAAUUUCAAUGCUGCAGGCUCAGCUGUUGGCUUUACUGUCAGACACGGUGACGGCCGUCUUUGUGGGUGCUGCCGAUCUGCUCCGAUUGAUCUGCAGCCAUGUGCCACUGUACAUCGCGCCACUUUUCUUGGAGCCUUUGCUUCCGCAGCUCUUCGCGCGGCUGCUCGACACCAGCCAGAAGGUGAGGCAGAAGGCGGUGGAGACCACUUUAGAGGUGGGAGCCUUGCACGGCAACGCGUUGAGCGAGAUGGUCGUGCAAUGCGUUGCAAGUGGCAGCGCGUGGACAUGUGCAUCACAAACAGCCGUUGACCGGAAUGGUAGCGACCGCAGCGCUGGACCGCGCCUGCAGCUGCUCGGUCAAAUGGUGAAGCGAGUGCAGGAUCGCGCUUCUGGCUGGUCGUCAGAGACCUGGAACGCCCUGGCGGAGUAUGCUCUCAAGGCCUCGGAGAACAAGAGUGCCGAGGUCAGGAAGGAGGCUGCGAACCUGCUGAAUGGCAUGGCUCAAGUUGAAGGCCAAGCAGCCGAGAUUGCGGAGGCCGCGCUGGCCCAGCUCAAGGCGAUGGCUGACGAGAAGGCCAGGCAGAAGAUGCGGCCAGGCACCGGUGUCAGGCCAUUGACGGGGACAAGACUGGGCACGGCGGGGUCCCGCCCCAGCACAGGUGCACAAAGCAACCUCGGGGGCACUGGCAAGUUGUCCAACAUGGGAUCAACUGGAGGUUUCACCUUGACGAUGAACUCUUCAGGCCGCCUGAGCACUGCGAACAGAUCUCGGGGAACAGGCUCAAGUUUUCGUCCCGGCACUGGGAGAAGGCCUGGAACCGGCAUGAGCAGGGCUACCAUGGAGGACGAGAGCGACAACUCCGUGCACAGCGAGGCCCCGGCUGUCGAGGCGGAGCCGGGCCCUGGUGGUUUCGAUGAGGGAGUCAAGUUUUUCGACGUUAAGUCGAGUGCAUGCGGUGGAGCUGAUGAGGUGCCAGAAUUGGCUGAGGGAGAGGCGGCUCUAAAGGAGGCCUUGCCCUUGGCUGAGGCACUGGACGAGGUCGCCUUGGAUUUUGUUGCGCCGCUGAUUGCGCUUUUCGGGGAAGAUUGGACAAGGUGUUUUUAUAGCCGGAAUUGGCAGUGCCGAGUGGCAGCCUUGACACAUUUGGCAGCGAGCAUGGCCCAACGGCUAGAGGAGCUGUCGACAUCAGAGGUAUCACCUAAUGUUCUUGCAGAACUUCUGGAUGGAGCGAUGCGAGCUGUGCAUGAGGGUUUGGGAGACCAGAAUGUGCGAGUUUAUGCAGAGGCAUGCAUGUCAGUCACGGCCAUCGUGCCGUCUUUCUGCGGGACAGUUGAUGGGCGCCUGCUAGUGGCGCAUCUGGCGCCUUUGCUUCGUCAACUUUGCGCCCGCAUGGGCGACUCAAAGGAGGUCGUCCGCACUCAAACUACCCAGGCAAUUUUCCGUCUUCUGAACCCGCCAACUGGGAACAUCGUCAGCCCGGUGGCGAUUGCAAUGUUAAUUUUACGGCAUUUGAUGCCGAGUAAAGAGGAGGGCGACUCGCCCAUGGCCUCCGUUGCCAAGGGUGCCACGGGCAAGGGAGCUGCAACGGGAUGGCUUUGCCGCUUGGGAGCCCUGCGCGACUUGUGCAAGGAGCAUUCCAAGUCAAUCGUGCAGCACGCGGGCAGCACAAGCCCAGGCGAAUGGGUGAGGCUCUCCGAUGGACUGAAACAUUCUGACCCCACUGUGAGACAUGAAUCCGUCCGCCUGUUUGCCCUGGUGUGCAAAAUGCACUUAAAAUCCUUGGGCGACGAGGAGGCUCAGCGACCGGGGCGCGAGGCUUGGGUCGCGGCCCUGCCGAGGGAUGUACCCUCCAAGUCUGUAGCGCAGGUGCGGCGCUACCUAAAGCUCCCGGAGGAGGUUGAGGAAAGCUCAAGCUUGAACCGUUCGCAGAGAGUCGAAGUGAUCACGGCCAAUUCCUGGGAGGUGCCCUCCGGCUUGGCUUCGUGGUGUUCCUGCGAGCAAGAGGUGCUGAACGCUCUGACAGCACCGCAGAAGGGCGAGGAGAAGGUUGUCAUUGCUGCGCUGAAGGCGUUGGGCAAGGCCUGCAAAGCUGAGAGAGACAAGACACAGGCAGCCCAGAGCGCGGAGGCAUUUGCAGGCAUUUGCCGAGCGAUACAGCAAGCCCUGGCAUUUCCUGUCGGGGCUGACCGUCUGGUUUUCCUUUGUGCCGUGGAGCUUUGCCAGCUUUCUGUGCAGCAGCUUGCCGCGAGUCUCUCCGGUCUUGACCUGAACAUGGCCUUGGCAAAGAUUUUUCCGACGCUGAUGGAGCGAACAGCGCUCUCGGGCUUGGCGGGGGACGUCAAGGUGGGUGUUGCAUCAGACAAGUUGGUGCAGCAGCUUGCCAAGCACCCAAAGGUGGGUUGCGAGGCAGUCACGAAGAUGGUGAUAGCCUGCGUGGCACGUUCAGAGCGACCUGUACGGCCGCUGGUUCUGCUUCGCACAUUGCUGAGCGACUUCGGCCUACGGCUCUGCGCCCAAAAAGACGUGGUAAUGCUGCUGCUGGAUGCUGUGGCAGGCCACCUGGAACGGCUCGAAGGUUCAGUGCGGGGGAGCUGUGUCGAGGACAGCGAUGCUAUUCGGCCACAGCUUAUCGCGGUUUUGGCCACGUGCAACCAGUUCUCCAGCGAGACCAUCCGCUUCUCUCUGGGUGAGGUUCAAGUGAGUCAGCGAAAGCUGCUCUGCGCAGCUUUGGCGGAGGCGCCGGACUCGCGUCUGAUGGCUUUGGGCGCUGCAGCCGCGGAAGACUCUUCGGCGACGGUGGCAGGCAGUGCGGUGAGGGCGGCGUCGCGCUCCCGGAGCCGAGCCAUGUCUCCUGGCCUUAAGCCUUCCUCGCCCGGUUCGUCACCGACAGAAGCACGGACAGUGGGCAGUGCUCCACAGGUGCUAAGCCGACACCAUAGCCGCUCCAACUUGGGCAAGCCGCCCAUGGAUCCCAGUGGUCCCAGUGGUCCGACACGGAGAUCCGACUCGCAGAAGCGUGGUGAGAGAUCCCCAUCCUUCAGAGAGGUCCUUCAGCCCCUCGGGCCCAUUGGUACCCGCUUGGACGGCGGCCAACAGAAGAUGUGGGCGCCCUUUUCACGGUAG
Molecule: messenger RNA, 5454 nt
Organism: Symbiodinium sp. CCMP2592
Lineage: Eukaryota; Dinophyceae; Suessiales; Symbiodiniaceae
Source: the annotation of a GenBank genome assembly